CUCCUUUCAAAAGUGUAGCUGCGGCAACUUCACUUUAUCCUCCAUCUUAUAUACCUGACUGUUAUUAAUUACCUGCACCUCUCAUUCAAUACUGUUUAUAUUUACACAUCAUGGCUAACGCAAACUCGCCAAUACCGACCACCAAUUACACUAGUGACAAACAACCUAAUUCAACCACAGCCGUAGCAACAAACCCAACUUCUGCCGUCGUAGGUGACUACGUUGUCAGCUCAAAGAUUGGCCAAGGCUCAUUUGCCACCGUCUUCAAGGCUGUACACAAGACAAAUCGGCGUCCCGUUGCUAUAAAAUCCGUCCUCAAGCAGAAACUCACCAGGAAGUUAUUUGAGAAUUUGGAAUCCGAGAUAUCAAUCUUGAAAGCGAUAAGGCAUGAUCACAUUGUAGGCCUGAUUGAUAUCCAGAAAACGGAUACCCAUAUACAUCUCAUCAUGGAGUACUGCUCAAUGGGAGAUCUCUCACAGUAUAUCAAACGAAAAAAGAGCAAGCACAUAUCGCGUGGUCCUGCAGGGGGCUUGAGCGAGGAUGUUGUUCGCCAUUUUCUGAAGCAAUUGGCAUCCGCGCUGGAGUUUCUUCGUUCACAGAAUCUCGUCCACAGAGACAUUAAACCACAGAACUUACUAUUGGUUCCUGUUAGUGACACGCCAGACAAUGAAGACGCUAUCGGAUUCUCAAAUUUACCCCGCUUGAAAGUGGCUGACUUUGGAUUUGCUCGCAUUUUACCUUCAAGCAGUCUUGCCGAUACUCUAUGUGGUUCACCCUUGUAUAUGGGCCCAGAAAUUCUCUCAUACAAAAAGUAUGACGCCAAAGCUGACUUAUGGAGCGUGGGAGCAGUUGUGUUUGAAAUGAUUACAGGAAGGCCACCUUUUCGCGCAUCCAACCAUGUCGAGCUUUUGAAAAUCAUUGAAGAAAACGAUGACCGGAUAGUGUUCCCCGACGAGCGGGCAUCCCAUUCCCGACCAAGUUCCUUGGGAGAUGGAAAACAUGAAUCUUCGCCUACCGGACCCAUUAUCAGUGAUGAGUUGAAGGACCUCAUACGGCAUUUAUUGAAAAAGAACCCAGUCGAGCGUAUCUCGUUUGAAGAAUUUUUUAUGCACCCUGCAAUUACCCAAGGAAGAGACAGUAUACCCCAAUCAUCUUUGUCACUUCAAGCUGCUAGUGCCUUGAAUGACCAACGACGACCAAAGUCUUCCUCCUUGGAACGACCUACCAUCACACCUCUUCAAAUCAGCAACGCACAUCGAGAAGAUGAAGUUCCUCCUUUUGCUACCGUGCAAACCACUCCUCUAAAUGCAAAACCGUAUUACGUCGAACAAGAUCGUUAUCAACAGCUCAAUAGCGCUCCUGUUGUCGAUACCUUGACAACUGCGAGACGCAGGGCGUCCAACGACAAUGUUGGUUUGAAAUUAGUAGCUCAAGAGGGCCGAAUGCACAGUCAACCCGUCAAUGUCAUUCAUAGUGAAAACGAUCCUCAGUCUCGACAAAGCAGUCGUCGACAAAGCUAUUCUCCACGUAUUGAAUCCAAUUUUGAUGAUUUGCAACAAAACAAGGAACGCUACCCUCCUAAUGCUACUAGUCAACAACGGCUUAGGCGAGAUGGGAAUGCUGAGUCGGAUGUUCUUGAUGAGUACGUUGUGCUGGAUCGCAAGACUAUUGAGAACAACCAAUUUGCUGAUGAACUGGAUGCUUCCCCUCGUACAUUCGAUGAACCUGAUCGUAAUGGACGUGUGGUUUCUCGUAACAAGGUACAUCGACUAUCAUCAAGUCCUCUUGCGCGACCGGCAUCGAUUAGCCAAAGGACGCCUUCUCCCCAGCAAUCCAGUCUUCCUAGAGCCUAUGAACACUUUUCCACAUCACCGCCCAACUCUCUUCGCUCGUAUACUGGCACGACUCCUCCAUUUGCCAUCCCUCGUGAACGCAACAGCAGCACAGGCAGCAGUGGUGGAUCGGCUCUGGCUCGUGCUCUCUCCAUGGCAUCGGUUCGUCUGUUUGGUACUGGCAAUUCUCCACCCAAUUGGAAUCAGCCUACCACCGGUGGCGUGGCCUUUGGCACAGGCGGUAGUAAUCCGGAAGAAGAUGCAAUUAUCAAGCAGAUUGAAGAUGCUGCCUGUAAAGCUCACGCCGUGGCCCAAUUUGCCGACAGUAAAUUUGUACAAAUCCAAGAAUACAACGAUACUUCUCCACAUCCCGAGCCAUUGCAAGUUCCCGUGCUAGCCGAAGAAGCAAUGGUUUUGUAUAUAAAGGCUCUGGCUCUCCUAGAAUCUGGUAUGAAGAUUGCUAAAGAUUAUUGGGCUCGUGUUAGUGCGACAGAGCCACAACAAGGGCAACCGAGGGUUGCACCUGUGCGAUUGAAUUCUGCCGUUCAAUGGAUGCGUGAGCGAUUCAACGAAUGCCUUGAUCGAGCAUCUUAUGCCAAGAACAAGUGCGAAGAUGAAAAUGCAGUCAACGCUUGCGUAGAAAAGCUACUGUAUGAUCGUGCAUUAGAGAUGAGUCGAGCCGCUGCUGUCAACGAGCUGGUAGGAGAGAAUAUCGCUGGUUGUGAGCGAGAUUAUAAAAUUGGUAUCUAUAUGCUCGAAGCUAUUCUUGAGGACGAAGAACAGGUUAUGGAGGAAGAUGAUCGUAGAAUCAUUAACAAGUUUGUUGAAUCUAUCAAAAAUCGCCUGAAUGUACUUCUUAAAAAGAAGGCUGCCAUGACUCAACAGCAGCAGCAGAUACCGAGCAGUAACACUAGCAAUGUAUAAAAAGUAUCAAGUCACAAUCCCCACACUUGUAAUAAAAAAAUCGGUGUUUGCUAUUUCCAGUGCGUUGUAU
Umbelopsis ramanniana AG is the source of this 2826-nucleotide messenger RNA. RefSeq lists its product as uncharacterized. Gene Ontology annotation, cellular component: autophagosome; cytoplasm. The transcript is spliced from 9 exons. The record is from RefSeq and is a predicted model, not a curated record. Bases 111 to 2756 code for a protein of 881 amino acids. Gene Ontology annotation, molecular function: protein serine/threonine kinase activity; ATP binding. Gene Ontology annotation, biological process: protein autophosphorylation; autophagosome organization; peptidyl-serine phosphorylation. Lineage: Eukaryota; Fungi; Mucoromycota; Umbelopsidomycetes; Umbelopsidales; Umbelopsidaceae.